AUGCUGAACACGGUACAGUCUUUUAUCCCCGUCACCCUCUCGACCUGCCCCUUACCUGCACCGCCCACACCGCCCCCACGUCCCGGGCCAAGACUACACGAACUGCUGGUUUAUCACUGCCCGCUCCGGCCGCUCUCAGGCGCAGCGGUCGCCUCUCUGCCUCUCAGUGCACACCUCUUCACCUGCUGUCACUCCAUCCUCCUCCCCACUGCUCCACACUCAACCGGGGGGGAGGGUUGGGGGGUGGAGGGGUGUGACAUGUUCAAUGGGGCUGCACUGAUCCCCGCUGAACACUGGAGAGGUGACCGCCAUAGCCCGCUGUCGUGCAACAAUCCCAGCCGCCCAUCCAUCCAUCUGCGCGCUCACCCGUGUCUCUAA
Molecule: messenger RNA, 378 nt
Organism: Knipowitschia caucasica
Lineage: Eukaryota; Metazoa; Chordata; Actinopteri; Gobiiformes; Gobiidae
Source: the annotation of a GenBank genome assembly